UCAGCUGCAGCUGCGCGGGGGCUUGCAAUUUCUUCUUUUUCACAUGGGAUCCAUCUGACUGAAUCACAUCAGCUGCUGCUCCAAUUUGAAGAUCAAUUCAGUGUUUCAGUGCUUACAUUAAUCUUAGAUACUCGAUCGAUUAAUGGCUGCUGCUUCCUCUUCUUCUUCCUCUGUCCCUCGUUGGAAAUACGACGUGUUCAUCAAUUUCCGGGGGGAAGACACUCGUAGGGGCUUCGUCAGCCACCUCUACAAAGCUCUGAAUCAGAAAGCAAUCAACACCUUUAUCGAUGCCGAAGAGCUCCGAAAAGGCAACGACCUUUCGCAGCUACUGAUGGCCAUCCGAGACUCGAGCGUUUCGAUCGUAGUUUUUUCUCAAAACUACGCAUCUUCCACAUGGUGCUUGAAGGAGCUCGUCCAAAUACUGGAAUGUAUGGAUGUAAAGAACCAGAUGGUGGUGCCCGUUUUUUACCAAGUGGAUCCUUCUCAUGUCCGCAAAAUGAAGAGGCGUUUCGCGGAAGCUUUUGCCGAGCAUGAAAGCUAUCCUAAUGCCGCCACGAGGGUGCGGAGCUGGAGGUACGCUCUGAAAAGAGCGACCAAUUUAUCCGGUUGGGAUUCGCGAAAGUACGAGGAUGAUGCGAAGCUUAUUGACGAAAUUGUAGAAGAUAUUUUUAAUAAGUUGAUUCAGAUUUCAUCAAGUGAAGCCGAUGAUGGCUUGGUUGGAAUGGAUUCCCACAUUCAGGAAAUGGAUAUAAGAUUAAGUCCUCGGGUAAAGGAUGAUGUUCGCGUCGUUGGAAUAUGGGGUAUGGGUGGUUUAGGUAAAACAACCAUUGCUAGAGCUGUUUAUGAUAAAAUCGCUUGUCAAUUUGAAGCAGAUUGCGUUCUUAAAAAUGUCAAGGAAGGUUUCUCCAAGGAUGGGGCAGUGCAUAUGCAGGAAGUGCUUCUGUCUAGAAUCUUGAAGGAGAAAGUGCAGAGGUUAGGCACUUUGGAUCGAGGUUCGAACAUGAUAAUGGAAAGGCUAGGUAAGAAAAAGGUUCUUCUUGUUUUAGAUGAUGUGGACAAUUUGGCUCAAAUUGAAACCUUGCUGGGGAGAAAUUUCUUCUUACCACGGAAGAAACAUUCAUUUGGUGGUGGAAGCAGAAUCAUUAUAACAACUAGAGAUAAGCAUUUGCUGAGUAAAGUUGAUGAGACGUACGAGCCCAGGUUUUUAGGUGAUGAUGAAGCUCUUGAACUCUUCGGGCAGUUUGCCUUCAGAACACUCCAACCCACAGGAGAUUAUACUCGUCUCUCAAGGCAUGCCAUAGAAUAUGCUCGAGGUUUACCGUUAGCACUUAAAGUCUUGGGAGCUUUCCUUGAUAACAAAAGUGUAGAUGAGUGGGAAGAUGUGCUAGAGAAAAUAAAGGAAGCCCCGCAUAUAGGAAUUCAGGAUGUGCUUCGGACAAGCUUUGAUGGGCUAGAUGAUAAAGAGAAAGACAUUUUUCUCGAUAUUGUAUGUUUCUUUAAAGGAAUGAAAAAAUACUACGCAACAAAAGUUCUGGCUAGUAGUGGAUUCUUCCCCCAUAGUGGGUUAAGAGUUCUGGUUGAUAAAGCUCUUGUGACUCUCUCACAUCAUGGUACACUUGAGAUGCAUGAUUUGCUCGUUGACACAGGCAGGGAAAUCAUCCGCCAAGAAUCUAUUAAAGAACCUGGGAAACGCAGUAGGUUGUGGAAUUAUGAAGAUGUUGUGCGUGUGUUGACUCAAAAUACGGCUACGGAAGCAGUUGAAAGCAUAAUCUUGGACUUGUCAAACUCAUCGAAAGAGGUAUGCUUAAAAACUGAAGCUUUUGAGAGAAUGACGAGGCUAAGACUGCUGAAGAUCCAUUAUAAUCACUCCUUACACUCUGAUGCUGAAGACCUUUCAUAUAAGGAUGCAUUCCAUCCAACUGAUUAUUGUAAACAACACCUGAGUGGGGACUUGUCAAAGUUUUUUUCUAAUGAGUUGAGGUGUCUCCUCUGGCAUGGAUUUCCCCAAAAAUCUUUGCCAUCCAAUUUUCUACCAAAAAAUCUUAUUGACCUUAACAUGCGUUAUAGUCACAUGGAGAAACUUUGGGACGGAACCAAGUCUCUGAAAAAGUUGAACUUCAUCGAUUUAAGUCACUCUCAAUAUCUUACCAAAACCCCCAACUUCACUGAGGCAACAAAUAUUGUGAAACUAAUUCUUGAAGGUUGUACAAGGUUACUUGAGGUUCACCCAUCCAUUUUAACUCUUAAAAACCUGGUUUUUUUAAAUCUAAAAGGGUGCAAGGAACUGAAGAGUUUCCCAAGCAUCGUUCCUAUGAAAUCUCUUGGAACUCUCAAUCUUUCUGGCUGCUCGAGUUUUGACAAGUUUCCAGAGAUUUCACAAAUUAUGGAGAGCUUGUCGGUGCUUCAUUUAGCUGAGACUGCAAUUAAAGAAUUGCCCUCUUCAAUUAAAAAUCUUACAGGGCUUGCUUAUAUGAACCUAAAAGGUUGUGGAGAACUUGAGAGUCUUCCAAGCAGCAUUUGUCAACUCAAGUCCCUUAGCUAUGUUGCUCUUUCUGAUUGUUCAAAGCUCAAGGUGUUUCCAGAUCUUGAAGAAAAUAUGGAAGGAAUGAGAGAGCUUCAUUUGGAUGGAACAUCUAUCGAAGAGCUUUCCCCAUCAAUUAACCGGUUUAUGAGGCUUGCAAUAUUGAAUCUGAGAAACUGCAAAAGCCUUUUCUGUCUUCCGGACAAUGUCUGUAAGUUGGCAUGUCUUACAGGUCUCACUCUCUCUGGGUGCUCCAAACUUUCUAACUUGCCCGAUAACUUGGGUAAUUUAGAAUCCUUGUGGGACCUUCAAAUAGAAGGAAGUGGUAUAAAGCAAUUCCCAUUCUCCAUUUUACGCUUGAAUAAGCUUUUAUCGUUAUCAUGUGAUGGAUGUAAAGAACUUAGGGCUCCCUUUUCAUCAUGGCCAUCAAUUAGAGUUCAUAGAACGUCAGCACUUAGAUAUCAUGGUUACUCUACUCUGGAAAGUCUUGAUUUAAGUGACUGCAAUCUGUUGGAAAUAUCAGAUUGUAUUGCUUAUUUGACUUCAGUGAAAAGAUUAAGUCUUUGCAGAAAUGACAUUGAGACUUUACCGGGAACGAUGGUUGACCUGGGUGGAUUAAUGUCUCUUGAGCUGGAUUCUUGCAAGAGACUGAAAUCAAUACCAAUGCUUUCAUCAAGUAUAAGUUACAUAGAUGCCCAUGAUUGCACAGCUUUGGAAUAUGUUUCAUCACCGAUGCCUAAUUGGGGGAAUCUCUAUUACUUCAUAUUUUCUAAUUGCUCCCACCUGGAACGAAAUCCAUUAAUGCAUAUUAUGCAGUGUCAUUUGAGUUUGGGUAUCCUACCUCAUUCUUUUUAUACGUGUCUCCCUGGAAGUGAAGUUCCAGAUUGGUUCAGCUAUCGCUGUAGGGGGAGUUCAGUAAAUGUGCAGCUAUCGCUGAAUUUGUACGAUGAUAAAUUUUCGGGAUUCGCUAUAUGUGCUGUUUGCAACUUGCAGGGUGCUCACUCUGUAUCUGAUCUAUCAGCUUUAUGUUUCUGUAACUUCAAAGGAAAUCAUGGGCAGCACAGUCUCAGUUUCUAUUUGUUCAAAGCAGGUUUAAGAGCCGACAGAUUCUCUUACCGAAAAAAAGGAACUGACAGAUUCCUGGACUCAGAUCACAUGUUCCUGGGAUAUGUUCCAUGGUCUGAUUAUCGCUUGAUUGAAGGAGAGCGGGCCCGUGAACGCUUUUACACUGAGGCCACAUUUACAAUUAUAUUAGAAGAUGGAAUCUAUACAGGUGAUUUUGGGACAGAAUUACGACGCCGUGCCAUCUCAAGUUGUGGAGUUCGCUUCUUUGAUGCUAAUUAAGAGGAAGUGCAAAGUCUAAGCCCACUGAUCACCCAGUCCAUAUCUUUACUCCUGUUGGAUUUAUUCAAUGUGAAUCAACCUUUAAGUGGUUCAGCAAUCAGAGUAUGCGAUCUUCCGUAACUGCGAAGCUAUCACCGAAUUGGUUCAGUCAUGAGAUUUCGGGAUUUGCUGACUGCGCUGUUAGUAACUUUGACGGUAUCAACUCCUAAAUGUUUACGUACCCUAGAAGGAAACGAUGGUCAGUACGGCUUCAUGUUCAAUUUGGUUUGCUGGAAUAGCAAAAAUGACAGGUUACUCAAGUACAUAUGUUCCUGGGGUAUAUGCCAUGGUCCAAGAAGUGAACUGGACGAUGAGGCCACAUUUGAAAUUGUUGUUGAAAGUCGAGUGUUUACAAGUGAUUUCAGAGCACCAGCACCGAACACCCUGCAUCAGAAGGUGCGGCGUCGGUUCUUUCACGGUGACGAAUUGAUGAUCAUGAUGAAGCAGCCUCCUCUGCUUCAUGACAUGAUCUUCUAGCUAGCUAGCUACUGUGCUAAUUGGGUCAUUUUUAAAUUUUAUUCAACAAAAAAAUAUAUAUUUAUUUUGUCAUUAAAAAAAAUCAA
Molecule: messenger RNA, 4467 nt
Organism: Pyrus x bretschneideri (Chinese white pear)
Lineage: Eukaryota; Viridiplantae; Streptophyta; Magnoliopsida; Rosales; Rosaceae
Product: disease resistance protein RPV1
Biological process (GO): signal transduction; defense response
Molecular function (GO): protein binding; ADP binding
Source: RefSeq, a predicted model, not a curated record